Messenger RNA from Danaus plexippus (monarch butterfly), 2233 nucleotides. Its product is annotated as transmembrane protease serine 9-like. The coding region runs from base 300 to 2123 and encodes 607 amino acids. NCBI's taxonomy places the organism in Eukaryota, Metazoa, Arthropoda, Insecta, Lepidoptera, Nymphalidae. Gene Ontology annotation, molecular function: serine-type endopeptidase activity. The record is from RefSeq and is a predicted model, not a curated record. Gene Ontology annotation, biological process: proteolysis. The transcript has 13 exons.
CGAUUGGCGCCUUAUACGUCGUCUUCAAAAGCUUCUGAGCAAAAUCUCUAAAACUUAAUCGUUGCGUUUUUCCUCUUGUAAUACGAGUGAAUUGUAAAUAAAAUAUACCUUACGACAACACGACGGGUUACUGCUUUAAUAAUUUUUGUUUUUUAUUAAUGACGUGAUACAUUUUAGGGAGCACAGCCUUAAAGUGGUUUGAGAUCGUGACAUGAGUUAGUGUGUCGAAAUCUUUGAACCUUAAGCUCAUUAUUGCGCUGUUGAUGUGAGUGUUUACAUCUUCGUUAAGAAAAGUGAACAUGUUUUUGUAUGUACUCUGUCUUAUGCUAUGCGUGUCUCUAUGUUCUACGGAUACAUUGACUAAGAAUUUACUGAGAGUAAGCGAUGAAUACUACGCUCAUGGUCGAAACAACGAUUUACCGCCGUGCCGUGAUUGUAGUUGUGGAGAACGUAAUGAAGAACCUAGAAUCGUGGGUGGUUCUUCCACCGACGUGAACGCAUAUCCUUGGACUGCUCGUCUUAUCUAUUAUAAGUCGUUCGGAUGUGGUGCCUCGGUCAUCAAUGACAGAUACGUUAUAACGGCAGCCCAUUGUGUGAAGGGAUUCAUGUGGUUCUUAUUCAAAGUGAAAUUCGGUGAGCAUGAUCGUUGUGAUACUGGCCAUGUGCCUGAAACUCGUACAGUAGUUAAGAUGUAUGUACACAACUUUACUUUGACGGAAUUAACUAAUGACAUAUCACUGCUACAGCUCAAUAGACCUUUGGAGUAUACACAUGCUAUCCGACCCGUUUGUCUUCCUAAAACAGCGGAUAAUUUGUACGUUGGCAAAAUAGCUACUGUCGCUGGCUGGGGCGCCGUCCAAGAAACUGGCAAAUGGUCGUGUACGUUACUCGAGGCUCAGUUACCGAUACUGAGCAACGAGAAUUGUACCAAGACGAAAUAUGAUGUAACAAAAAUUAAGGAAGUUAUGAUGUGUGCUGGAUAUCCAGAAACCGCUCAUAAAGACGCUUGCACUGGAGAUAGCGGUGGACCUUUGUUUAUGGAAAAUAGUGAACACGCUUACGAAUUAAUUGGUAUAGUAUCUUGGGGCUACGGAUGUGCUAGAAAAGGCUACCCCGGUGUUUACACGAGAGUAACCAAAUAUUUGGACUGGAUACGUGAUAAUACACAAGACGCAUGUUAUUGUGAUUAUGCCUUAGGUGAAAAGGCCUUUAAUGAAACAAAAGAAACAACCACUGCGGCAAGUGGUAAUAUUGAGAGUUCCAUAAAUACUAGUAGUAGUACUUCUUCUACUACUACUACUCCUGCUACUACAUUCGAUCAGGAGAUGUUAGAUGAACUAUAUCAAGAUUCGCAAAACAGGUGUAACUGUCGUUGCGGUGAAAGAAACGAGGAAUCUCGUAUUGUGGGUGGAGUGGAAACAUCAGUGAACGAGUUCCCUUGGGUCGCUCGUCUGACUUACUUUAACAAGUUCUACUGCGGGGGCAUGCUGAUAAAUGACAGAUAUAUCCUAACUGCGGCCCAUUGUGUUAAAGGAUUAAUGUGGUUCAUGAUAAAGGUAACUUUGGGAGAGCACAACCGUUGUAACGACUCUCGUCCUGUAACACGUUAUGUAGUACAAGUUGUUGCCCACAACUUUACCUAUCUUACAUUCAGGGAUGAUGUUGCCGUUUUGAGAUUGAACGAGCCGAUCGAAAUAUCAGAUACAAUUAAACCUGUAUGUCUGCCCCAAAUUACCGAUAAUGAUUACGUGGGGGUAAAAGCAAUUGCCGUUGGUUGGGGAUCGAUUGGUGAGCAGAAAAAUCAUUCGUGCACUCUAUUAAACGUGGAAUUGCCAGUGCUUAGUAAUGACGUUUGUAGAAACACUAUGUAUGAGACGAGUAUGAUAGCGGAUGGGAUGCUCUGCGCCGGUUACCCAGACGAAGGACAAAGGGACACUUGCCAGGGUGACAGUGGUGGACCUCUGACUGCAGAGAGAAAGGAUAAACGUUACGAACUGCUGGGUAUAGUCUCUUGGGGUAUUGGGUGUGGAAGACGUGGAUAUCCAGGGGUUUACACGAGGGUUACAAAAUACCUGAAUUGGAUCAGAGACAACUCCCGCCACGGAUGUUUCUGUUCAGACUAAUUUACGAACAGGAAUUAUUAUUUAAUGGACGUGUUUUUAACAUAAAUUAAACGAAAUGUAUUUUAAUUUUUUUGAAUUUACAUUUUAUAUAAAUAUAUUUUACAAACCGA